Syzygium oleosum is the source of this 2048-nucleotide messenger RNA. Its product is annotated as polyphenol oxidase, chloroplastic-like. The coding region runs from base 1 to 1935 and encodes 644 amino acids. The record is from RefSeq and is a predicted model, not a curated record. Gene Ontology annotation, molecular function: catechol oxidase activity. Lineage: Eukaryota; Viridiplantae; Streptophyta; Magnoliopsida; Myrtales; Myrtaceae. Gene Ontology annotation, biological process: pigment biosynthetic process. The transcript is spliced from 2 exons.
AUGUUACCCGUCAACUUUAGAAUACGUAGUGACAUGAACGAGAAAAAGUCUAACCACUCUGUGUUGACAACUCUAUAUAAUAGUGCCAUUCAUCUUUUGCUUAAGCACCCUAAACUUUGGCCAAUGGCUUCUCUUCCUGCACCAGCCGCAGCUGCCGCUGCCGCCGGCACCACCACCACCUCCUCCUUCUCUUCCUCCGCUGCCAUCUCCACAUACGGUCCAUUCUUCCACAAAUGGGCGCCGGUCUCCCUCUACACAAAGCCCAGAAAACACUCGACGCGGCGAUCGACCGUUUCGUGCAAGGCCCCGGGCAAUGACAACUCCGAACAAACUCCUAUGUCGGCCAAGCUCGACAGGAGGAAUGUGCUCAUUGGCCUCGGCGGCUUCUACGGGGCGGUCGGGCUCGGAUCUGACCCGUUUGCGCUCGCGGCCCCGAUAUCCGCCCCGGACCUUACCAAGUGUGGGAAGGCCGACUUGCCGGCUGGUGUGAAGGCCACCAACUGUUGCCCGCCGUCCUCCACCAAGAUCCUAGACUUCAAGCUUCCACACUCAAACUCGCCCUUGCGCGUGAGGCCAGCCGCUCAUUUGGCCGAUAAGGACUACAUCGCCAAGUACGCCAAGGCCAUUGAGCUCAUGAAGGCCUUACCUGCCGACGACCCGCGUAGCUUCAUGCAACAAGCCAAUGUGCAUUGCGCCUAUUGUGACGGGGCCUAUCACCAAGUCGGGUUUCCAAACCUGGAUAUCCAAGUCCACAACUCUUGGCUAUUCUUCCCAUUCCACCGUUACUACCUCUACUUCUAUGAGAAGAUCUUGGGGAGCUUGAUUGGAGACCCGACCUUCGCAUUGCCCUAUUGGAACUGGGAUGCGCCCGCCGGCAUGCAGAUGCCUGCCAUGUUUGCCGACCCGAAAUCGCCGCUCUAUGAUGCAAACCGAAACCCAAAGCAUGCACCGCCCACGCUCGUGGAUCUCGACUACAACGGCGAGGACCCAACCACAUCGAAUCAGGACCAGUUGUCCAGCAACCUAACCAUCAUGUACAGGCAAGUGGUGUCGGGUGGGAAGACGGCAAAACUCUUCCUCGGCAGUGCCUACCGGGCGGGUGACGAGGCAGAUCCGGGGGCCGGGUCGCUCGAGAACAUCCCGCACGGCCCGGUCCAUGUGUGGUGUGGUGACACCAGGCAGCCCAACCUGGAGGACAUGGGCAAUCUCUACUCUGCCGGCCGAGACCCGAUCUUCUUCGCCCACCACUCCAACGUGGACCGCAUGUGGAACGUGUGGAAAACCCUAGGAGGCGCGAAGAGGACCGACUUCACGGACCCGGACUGGCUCAAUGCCGCCUUCCUGUUCUACGACGAGAACGGGCAGGCUGUGCGUGUGAAGGUCAAAGAUUGCCUAGAUAACACUAAUUUAGGUUAUAAGUACCAAGAUGUUGACAUUCCAUGGCUAAAAUCUAAGCCAACCCCACGCAAAAUAGCCAAAAAGGUGGCCAAGGCCUUUGGGAAAGUAGCUCAUGCCGCGGAUAUGCCACGGCCUAUUGUUCAAUUUCCUAUUAAACUAGACAAAGUUGUGAGCACUCUGGUCAAGAGGCCAAAGCAAAAGAGGAGCAAGAAAGAGAAGGAGGAGGAAGAGGAGGUGUUGGUGAUCGAAGGGAUCGAGUUCGAGAGGGAUGCGUUCGUGAAGUUCGACGUCUACAUCAACGACGAGCACGACUCCCUGAGCAGGCCCGACAAGACUGAGUUCGCGGGCAGCUUCGUGAACGUGCCGCACAAGCACAAGCACGGCAAGAAGAUGAAGACCAGGCUGAGGCUGGCGAUUACGGACUUGUUGGAGGACCUGAUGUGCGAGGACGACGAGGAGGUCCUGGUGACUCUGGCCCCCAAGUACGGCGGCGGCGACAUCACCAUUGGCAACAUCAAGAUCGAACUUAUCGACUGAAGUCGACGGCGGCGGUGGCGUUCUCUUGUGAUGUUUCUUCCGUUUCAAGUUUGAAGAUUAGUGGUCAAAUCUUUUUGGUUUAACUUACGUAAGCGUUUCGUUUUCUUUCCUUA